Microthlaspi erraticum is the source of this 321-nucleotide messenger RNA. NCBI's taxonomy places the organism in Eukaryota, Viridiplantae, Streptophyta, Magnoliopsida, Brassicales, Brassicaceae. The record is from the annotation of a GenBank genome assembly.
AUGAGCAUCAAGGCGUCGAUGAAGGGCAACUUCAACUCAAGCUGUCUCAUUAGUUCAUCAAACUUGGCCUUGUGUGCUUCCAACAGUUGUUUCUUGAACCUUCCUGGAAAGGGCAGAGGGGGCUUGUAUGGUGGUGGUCCUGCUGGAGUGUCUUUCUUCUUUGCAACAGGUUUAGCUGGUUGGCUGGAGUUUGCUUUGUCUGCUCUCUGGCUCGAUCGAGCUCUGGUUUGUCUUGCAGUGUCUCAGUUUCUCAGCUCGAUCGAGUUCUGGUUCAGGGUUUUGUUCCAGCUCGAUCGAGUUCGGGUCGAGUUAUCAGCAUAG